Molecule: messenger RNA, 1637 nt
Organism: Eurypyga helias (sunbittern)
Lineage: Eukaryota; Metazoa; Chordata; Aves; Eurypygiformes; Eurypygidae
Gene: NCLN
Product: nicalin
Exons: 14
Coding region: 64-1500 (478 amino acids)
Biological process (GO): regulation of signal transduction
Cellular component (GO): endoplasmic reticulum membrane
Source: RefSeq, a predicted model, not a curated record
AGUGCGGUGCUCAACACAGAAGCCCGCACUGUAGAAGCAGACGUCCUGAGCCGCCGCUGCGUCAUGAUGCGGCUGGUGGAUUUCUCCUACGAGCAGUACCAGAAGGCGCUCCGCCAGUCGGCUGGUGCCGUGGUGAUCAUCUUGCCGCAAUCCAUCUCUUCUGUCCCACAGGACGUUGUAAGGCAGUUUAUGGAGAUAGAGCCGGAAAUGCUUGCUAUGGAAACCAUUGUGCCAGUCUACUUUGCAGUGGAAGAUGAAGAGCUCCUGUCUAUCUAUGAACAGACGCGGGCUGCUUCUGCCUCGCAGGGUUCUGCCUCGGCUGCGGAAGUUCUGCUGCACACAGCAACUGCCAAUGGCUUCCAGAUGGUGACCAGCGGGGCUCAAAGCAAAGCUAUCAACGACUGGCUUAUACCCAGCGUGGAGGGAAGGCUUACGGGGCUGGGAGGAGAAGACCUGCCCACUGUCGUGAUAGUUGCCCACUAUGAUUCUUUUGGAGUGGCUCCGUGGCUGUCGCAUGGCGCUGACUCCAACGGCAGCGGUAUCUCCGUGCUGCUGGAACUAGCCAGGCUGUUUUCCCGGCUCUACACCUACAGACGUACCCACGCUGGGUAUAACUUGCUGUUCUUUGCAUCUGGAGGAGGCAAGUUUAAUUAUCAAGGAACCAAGCGGUGGCUAGAAGACAAUUUGGACCACACUGAUUCCAGCCUGCUGCAGGACAACGUAGCCUUUGUUCUCUGCCUUGAUACUCUGGGCCGAGGCAAUAGUCUUCAUCUCCACGUCUCAAAGCCUCCCAAGGAGGGGACCUUGCAGCAUGCAUUUCUGAGAGAACUGGAGAUGGUUGUUGCCAGCCAGUUCCCAGAAGUGAAGUUUUCCAUGGUGCACAAGAAGAUAAACUUGGCUGAGGACAUGCUGGCGUGGGAGCAUGAGCGUUUUGCGAUCCGACGCUUGCCAGCAUUCACCAUAUCCCAUCUGGAGAGCCACCGGGACAGCCUGCGCAACAGCAUCAUGGAUAGGAGGGCACAAAUAGACACGAAGGCACUAACCAGAAAUACCAGGAUCAUCGCUGAGGCUUUGACAAGGGUCAUCUACAACCUAACAGACAAGGGAGCGCCUGCAGAUCUGCAGAUCUUCACGGAUCAGAUGCAGAUCCAGCAGGAGCAACUGGAAUCGGUGAUGGACUGGCUGAGCAGUCAGCCCAGGGCUGCUCAGCUGAUUGAUAAAGACAGCACCUUCCUCAACACCUUAGAAUAUUAUAUGGGUCGCUACCUGAAGGAUGUCAAACAGCAUCAUGUAAAGGCAGACAAACGGGACCCUGAGUUUGUUUUCUAUGACCAGAUGAAACAGGUGAUGAAUGCGUACAGGGUCAAGCCAGCCAUCUUCGACCUGCUUCUGGCUGUCUGUAUCGCAGCCUACCUUGGUGUUGCCUAUGUCGCAGUGCAGCACUUUGGUCUCCUUUACAAGAUGAUCCAGAGAUUAUCCCUCAAAACCAAGCAGCAGUGAAGUGACGAGUCAUCACCCGAACAGCAGCACUGAGCCAUGGGUGAGCCCACAGGAACCUUCUGCCUUCCACUGAAUCCUGCUGUUUCUCUUCCUCUCUCUCCUCUCUGCUGCUCUCUGGAGGGGAGGAAGGCAGAAAG